Messenger RNA from Suillus subalutaceus, 3573 nucleotides. RefSeq names its product CHAT domain-containing protein. Gene Ontology annotation, molecular function: protein binding. The transcript has 6 exons. The coding region runs from base 145 to 3573 and encodes 1142 amino acids. NCBI's taxonomy places the organism in Eukaryota, Fungi, Basidiomycota, Agaricomycetes, Boletales, Suillaceae. The record is from RefSeq and is a predicted model, not a curated record.
ACGUGCAGCAUGACCUGAACUCUCAAAUUUUCUACUCCCUCUUACCUGAACUUCAUCCACAGUCCCCGUAUCCCUACCCACCGUCUUCUCCUUACGUUCAUUCCGCCCAUCGUUCAGCCCAUCCUUGAUCUUCAUCUUACUAUCAUGCCUAGUAGCUUGGAAGGCCAAUCUAUCAGACUCGAAGUCAUCAACGGAAAGAAUCUUCAAGUGCCUUCUGGGCGCAUUCCCGCUGGUAUCUACGUCUCUAUCAACGUUGGCUCGAGGAGACGCUGGAAAUCAGCCAUCAAAGUCCUAUUAUCCAAGAAAUCUGUAGGACGCUGGAAAUCAGCAAGCAAGGUCCUAUCAUCCAAGAAAUCUGCAGGACACUGGAAAUCAGCCAUCAAAUUCCUAUCAUUCGACAAAUCUGUAGUGUUGGGCGAUGCCGUGACCUUACCAUUAGGCGUGUCACCUGUAUUCUCGCUGGAUAUCAGGACAUCCUUCGAGCUCGAUCGAAUGUUGGGCAAUGGAGAAGUCAUCGGAGAACUCGAAACGACGUGGGAUGAACUACUCGAUCACGGCAAUGAGCCUUUCAACCUCUCCUUCCCACCCGUUCUCGGCGUCAGUCCCUCGCUCACCCUGAAGGCCGCUGUUGUACAUUCUUGCGACAAUCAGGACAGCGCAUUGCUUGACUCCACAGUAGACUGCAAGAUUGGUCGAGACGCGGAUGCAGGUCACGCUCAAUUUGCCGAAUAUGUUUCAAGCAAGAUGGUCUCUCGCCUGAACGGUGCUGUAGAGCAUUUUCAGUCGGUUCUAGACCAGUGUCCGGUCGACCAUCCCGACCGCGCAUCGGCUCUCACCGACCUCGCGUGUGUCCGCCUCAAAGGUUAUAUUCAAGGGGAUUUUCAAGACAUUGACUUCGUCACUUCCCUCUUCCGCGAAGCUCUUGCAUUGCGUCCGCAGGGCCACCCCGAUCAUCCAUUGUCGCUCUAUCACCUCACUGAAGCGCUGAACUGGCGUUACAGUGAGGAGGGCACCGCCGUCUAUAUCCAGGAAUCCGCGCAAAUGUACUGCAAGUUACUGCCCCUCUGUCCAGAGGGCACCUACCUUCGCGGCAUCGCGGCAGGGGAAAAUGGUGUGGAUUAUGUGAUCAACAAAUGCAACAAUCUUCCAACCGACGCAUCUGAUGAAGACAUCCACCUCCGACGAAUCGUGCUCCAGCUCUGUUCUCUGGGCCAUCAACACCGUCCAAACGCACUCAAUAAGCUCUCAAGUGCUCUCAGAUCACGCUUUAAACAAUGUGGCAGCAUCGAUGAUUUAGAUGAAUGCAUACAAUUUCGUCGUGAAGCCAUUUCUCUAUGCCCUGAGGGACAUACCAAUCAUGAAACAUAUUUGAACAACUUGGCCUUCUCACUCCAAUACCGUUUCGAUCACCAAGGCAAAUCCCAUGACCUCGACGAAGCCAUUUCUUUGUUUGAAGCACUGAUACUCCUGCGCCCUGUCGGGCAUAAAUAUCGCGAUACAGCAUUGGACAACCUAGGGCGCGCCCUCAGCACCCGUUUCCGCCAAUGCGGUGACGUUGAUGACAUUAACAGAGCCGUCAGCCUCCGCCGCGAGGCACUGACGUUACGCCCACCUGGAAAUUCAUCUCGUGACAAGACACUUAACAACCUCGCCCUUGUGCUCCAAACCAGAUAUGUUGAAUUAGAUGCCAGCGAGGAUCUCGACGAGGCCAUCGAUCUUUACCGCGAAUCGCUGCGGUUAACGCGGCUUGACGAUCCAACGCGCCAUAGAACUCUCUAUAAUUUGAGCUCGGCGCUCUCCUCUCGUUUCACGAAAAUUCAGAAGAAUGAAGAUGUCGAAGAGGCCAUUGCACUUUGUCAAGAGUCGUUGGAGGCCUUGCCUUCACUGCACCCAGAGAGAUAUUUUAGCUACACGCGGUUGCAAGAAGCCUAUUCGUCUCGUUACCGACAUCACAACAUCAAACUCGAGGAUUUCCAGAACGCAUCAAGGAGGCUAUUAAGUGGGCUCGCCAAGCAGAAGUCUAUCAACAUGAAAUCUGCCCUCGAAGCGUACCAAAUGUGCUUGGAGCUUUUCGACAGCCACGUGAUAACACGAUCGUCGAUAAUCUCACGACGCGAGGCUGCAACCGCUUUUCGCGAUGCACGGUCGCUGCCAGUAGAUGCAGCCUCAUGUGCCAUCCGUUGUGACAACCUACGACAGGCAGUCGAACUCGUGGAUCAGGGCCGUGGCCAGCAGUGGACAUUGGCAUCACGACUGAGGACACCACUUGAUGAUCUCGAGUCUACGAGUCCCGAACUAGCUCGCAAGUUCUCGGAGCUCAGCAGGUGUCUGUCCGACGCUCAAGGUGCCGCAGUCGGCACAGACAGAGCUGCUGUUGAUCGGGGAGAAACACAGUAUAGGAGACUUACGGAGCAGUGGGGAGCUGUGGUAGUUGAAAUCCGUAAUCUCGAAGGUUUCUCGCGGUUCCUGCUUUCACCUUCGUAUGAAGACUUGCAAGCGGCAGCGCGUCAUGGCCCAGUCAUCAUCCUCAUUGCGAGUCAAUACUCGUGCAGCGCCCUUGUUGUACCGACAUCAGGAGAGCACCACCACGUUCACUUCCCGGACAUCACUCUCACGCAUCUGAAGAGGCUUAAGGCCGACUUCGCUAAAGCGAUAAAGCAAGCGGUUGGUAUGCGCCCACAGGAGCGAAGGAAGGAUUUGCAAGAACUCUUACGGAUAGUAUGGGAUAAGAUCAUGUUGCCCAUCGUCAACGUACUCGAGGGUGAUCUCAGAUUGCAGCACAGGUCUCGAAUUUGGUUGUGUCCGACUGCAGACUUUACUUCGAUCCCUCUCCACGCAGCUAACUCCUUUCGGAUGAAGGCAGAUUACUCUGGGCCGGAACCAUGCCUAGAGGAUCUUUACAUCUGCUCAUAUACUCCGACAAUUUCUGCUCUGAUCAGAUCUCAACAAUCGAUGAAGAAGUGCGUGCCUUCCUUCGUGGCCAUCGGACAGUGUCAACCGGGGAAAGGGCAAGGCAAGGCGCUCGUAGCUGUCGACGACGAGCUCGACCUUGUCUGUAAGCUCGUCCCCGCGACGGCCAACCCCACCCUCUCUAACGACGAUGCCACGCGAGCAGGCGCACGAAAGGCCUUGCAACAGAACACCUGGGUGCACCUCGCUUGUCAUGGCAAGCAGGACCAUGAGCAGCCCUAUGAUUCCCAUUUCGCUAUGAGAGACAUACCUCUCACGCUGCUUGACAUCAUGGAGCAAGACAAUCCGCACGCCGAGUUUGCGUUCUUGUCAGCGUGUCAUACCGCCGUCGGCGAUGAGGAGACCCCUGACGAAGUCAUCCACCUUGCGGCUGGUCUGCAGUUUUCUGGGUUCAAGAGCGUCAUUGGCACGCUGUGGGAGGUCGACGACGCUGUCGUAAAACAUGUCGUAAAAGCUUUCUACGAGAAGAUGUUUGAGGAUUUAGAGGAUGGUGGUGUCAUGGACUGUACAAAGGCGGCGCUGGCACUCAAUCACGCUACGUACGUCGUGAAGAAGAAGGUGCCGCUCGAGCAGAGGAUCGUCUUCAUUCAUAUUGGUGUGUAG